Molecule: messenger RNA, 801 nt
Organism: Ruditapes philippinarum (Manila clam)
Lineage: Eukaryota; Metazoa; Mollusca; Bivalvia; Venerida; Veneridae
Exons: 2
Coding region: 238-801 (187 amino acids)
Source: RefSeq, a predicted model, not a curated record
UUAAAUUCUAUUUUACUGUGAUAUUAUGUGAUUUAGAUGUGAUUUAAACGUGAUGUGAUUUAAAGUGAUUUGUAUGUAUUUUUUUAAUUUAAACAUAUUUAUUUCAAUAUUUUACAUAUAUUACAUUUUAUAUGUAUAUAAUUGUUACAUAAGAUUGAAAGGGAUUAGAACGAAAGAAAAUAUAGUUCCUCUCCCAUAAAUAUAUUAUGUGCAUAGAUCUAAAAUAAACAAUUAGAAAUGAUUUUUCUGACAAAACAAACACGUGUUAUAUCUUGCCACACAAAAAUAACCAUCAAGGUAAAAUGCAUAGUGUUGUUGACAUUGCUUUGUUGUGUUUCGGGUAAUAAAAAUGUGUAUCGAAGGACUAACGAUAUAUUUCUACAAAAUACUUUUUCGUCACUCACAAGUGCUACAAGAGUUAAAUGUUGUGCUUAUUGUGAUCAGACGGACGAUUGUAUGAGUGUAAGUUAUCAGGAAUCAUCUAAAACUUGCAAGUUGUCGAGAGAUCCAUUAGUAUCUGUGUUUGUGAACGGACAGACGGACACCAGUUGGAAAAGUUACAGUAAAAAUGAAUGGUUGUUAGUGUUUCGUGGAACUCCAGGUAUCGGUGGUGAUAUAUAUACAGCAUGGGUUGACGGAAUUGGCAUCACCGUAGAUGACGUCACAUGUAUGACGACUGUCGUUACUACGUGCGAUAAGAAUUAUCGUAAUCCAAUCGUUGAUUCUUGGAGUUCAGUACGAAUGCAACAGGUACAAGAGACUUUCAACAGAGAAAAUAUGAUUGAAUCAUUUGAAACAUAA